AUGAAGUAUUUGACUGACGAAGAAAAGUUCCAAGCUUUGAAGGACCGUGACCCUGAAGCGGAAGGGGAAUUUGUGUAUGCCGUUAUUUCCACUUCUAUUGUAUGUAGACCAACUUGUUACUCAAAGCUCGCGUUAAGUAGAAACAUAAAGUUUUAUGAUAAUGUGAACCAAGCUUUGCUUCAUUCAUACAGGCCAUGCAAACGAUGUAAACCUACUGUCCAGCUGGAUUGGAACAAUCAAAGGGUAUUUUUAGCAAAAGCUUGUAGAUUGGUUUAUGAAGCUGCUACAUGUGGUGCAAGAUUGGAUAUAGACCAUAUUAUAAAAGAGCUAAAUGUGUCUAAAUGGUACUUCUAUAGGACUUUUAAGACCUAUUUGAUGACCACCCCCAGAAAGUUUUAUUUAAAGUGUCUAUCUGAGGAUCUUAAAGAUGUCAAACUACCUAUAAUCCAAACUAAAAGGAAUGUGAUAAAACAAAGGAAAAUGGUAGAUGAAAUGUUGUCAGAGAAUGAUAAGUUUUUACAAAUGGUGGAGAACGAAAUACUCUGCUAG
This is a messenger RNA of Dujonia railenensis, 549 nucleotides long. Lineage: Eukaryota; Fungi; Ascomycota; Pichiomycetes; Serinales; Debaryomycetaceae. The record is from the annotation of a GenBank genome assembly.